This is a messenger RNA of Acanthopagrus latus (yellowfin seabream), 2503 nucleotides long. RefSeq names its product short chain dehydrogenase/reductase family 42E, member 1 (gene sdr42e1). The record is from RefSeq and is a predicted model, not a curated record. The coding region runs from base 679 to 1839 and encodes 386 amino acids. Gene Ontology annotation, molecular function: 3-beta-hydroxy-Delta5-steroid dehydrogenase (NAD+) activity. NCBI's taxonomy places the organism in Eukaryota, Metazoa, Chordata, Actinopteri, Spariformes, Sparidae. The transcript has 3 exons. Gene Ontology annotation, biological process: steroid biosynthetic process.
UGUUGUGUUUUCUGUAAUGUUGUAUUUUCUGAAAUAUUCUGUAAUAUUGUUGUAUUUUCUAUAACAUAGUUAUGAUUUCUGUGAUAUUGCUUUUUAUGUAGCUAUAUUGUGUUCUCUAUAAUGUUGUGUUUAUAUAUUGUUGUUGUGUUUUGUGUAAUGUUGUGUUUUCUAAAAUGUUCUUGUAUUUCUGUAAUGCUGUUGUGUUUAGACCCUCAGGGCCACCAUACCACAGUGGCCAUAUACCAAAGUUUACAGCUUGAAAAAAAAAAAAAAUCUCUGACGACAUGAAUUGCACGUCGGACGACUUGCAGACGACACAAGAAGCGAAAAACGUACCUAAAAGCUAAAUCCGGUAAAAACAUUCAAAAUAAAAUUCUCAUUGGUAAGAAACGAGAAAUUACAACGCAUAUAAUGUCAAACACGACGUAAUAAUACUCAAACCACAUGCUUUGUUGACUGCUAAAAAAAAUUGAAAUAUUAAAAUAUGGUUUUGUCUCAAAAUCAAAAUCUUUAGCUGUGUCACACCUUUAUUGUGAAAGUAAAGUCGCCUCACUUCCUGUGUUUUUCCGCCUCUGUGGAGGCCACGCCCACUCGACGCAGCCGCCUCAGCUCGUACGUUCCGAGGCUCGUCCAAUUGCAGAGCGAUAUACGGCGAUUUUUGCAUUCGCCCCACUUGCAAUGGAAAAAGCACGUACAGACACGUUUUUGAUAACUGGGGGAUGUGGCUAUUUUGGUUAUCGCCUGGCGUGCUCUCUGCGUGAAAAAGGAGCCAAAAUCAUCCUGUUCGACACGAUCCCUUCAACACAAGAGGUGCCAGAGGACGUUGUGUUUGUUCAAGGAGAUAUACGUGAAUAUGCCCACGUUGAGAGGGCCGUCGCUGGCGUGGACUGUGUAUUCCACAUCGCCUCCUAUGGCAUGUCUGGAAGGGAGCAGCUGAACCGGCACCUGAUCGAGGCGGUGAAUGUUCAAGGCACCCAGAACGUCCUGAAGGCCUGCGUCGAACAUGGAGUGUCCAGGCUGGUUUACACCAGCACCUUCAACGUGGUGUUCGGAGGCCAAGUGAUAGAGAACGGUGACGAAAGCCUCCCUUACCUCCCUCUCCAUCUUCACCCUGACCACUACUCCAGAACCAAGUCCAUGGCUGAGAUGGCAGUGCUGAAAGCUAACGGCACCGCGCUGCAUGAUGGCUCCGGGGUGCUGAGAAGCUGCGCACUGCGUCCUGCAGGAAUCUACGGGCCUGGUGAGCAGAGGCACCUGCCCAGGAUCGUUGGCUACAUAGAGAAGGGGAUCUUCAGGUUUGUGUACGGUGACGCCAGCAGCCUGGUGGAGUUUGUCCAUGUGGACAACCUGGUGUCAGCGCACGAGCUCGCUGCAGAGGCCCUGACCGCAGAGCAGCAGCACCGCUCUGCCGGCCAGCCUUACUUUAUCUCAGAUGGCAGGCCUGUUAACAAUUUUGAAUUCUUCAGACCUCUGGUAGAGGGCUUAGGCUAUCCUUUCCCCAAGGUACGCCUUCCUGUCUCUCUCAUUUACUUUUUUGCCUUCCUGACAGAAAUGAUUCACCACCUCGUCGGGCCCUUUUAUAACUUCCAGCCAUUGCUGACGCGUACAGAAGUGUAUAAAACUGGUGUGACGCAUUACUUCAGCAUGGCAAAAGCUAAGGCGGAGCUCGGGUACGAGCCCCAGGAGCACAACCUGGAUGAGGUUGUGCAGUGGUUCAGGAGCAGAGGCCACGGGAAGAAAUCUCACAGAUCCUACCUCGGUCGAUUGAUACUAGACAUCCUGUGUGUUGCUGCCUUUGUUGCUGUGGCUCUCUCUUUUCUUCCCCUUGUUGGCGGUUGAUGGGCAGCGAAAGCAGAAAAAAAAAAAAUCAUUCUGAUAUUCUCCAAGUCCCAAACAUGAGAUUGUAUCAAGACUGGUUAAGAAUUAAGAAAUACCUUGUUAAUCCCUCAGGGGGAGGAAAUCAAUUCUUUCACUGUAUUAUGCAGUUUACAGUUACAUAGAAAUACAGACGGAUGCUGGGGACAACACAUAGCGAUGCUCCUCAAACAAUUAGGGGUUUGGUGCCUUGCUCAAGGGACACAGGAGUGUGUAGGCGGUAGACACAACACUCCACAGCACUCUCCACACUGUGGUUUGAAGUGGCCACCCUCCUGUUCCCAGACCAGGUCCCAGAACACCGAGCCACAGCCGCCAUUGUUUACAGGCACAUCAACAGGUUCUUCAGAUAUUAAUAAGCUAUUCAGCAGCUGAUGGUGUGACACCCCAUCACAUGUGAACACAAUCAUACAAUCUCUGUACUGUAACGUCUUCAUUUUACGUCCUGUUGGUUUCUGUCCCUUUCAGAGAUUAUUUGUGGAACACUACCUCUUUUUUUUCUCACAUUUCUAAAAAGGGAAAAGCUGUUAAUAACGUUAAAAGUGUCUUUUUCUUUUUUAAAAAUGCUGUUGUUAAUGUGAAAUGUCCUGAAAAUGACUAAUAAAAACCCCUUUGAGAGGAAAAUGUG